Molecule: messenger RNA, 1724 nt
Organism: Thermothelomyces thermophilus ATCC 42464
Lineage: Eukaryota; Fungi; Ascomycota; Sordariomycetes; Sordariales; Chaetomiaceae
Exons: 3
Coding region: 187-1668 (493 amino acids)
Source: RefSeq, a predicted model, not a curated record
UACUUCUGUCAUUUUUACUACUUCCCCUUUUUCCCUGUCGAAACAACGAUCAAUCCACCCGACGAACACCAAACCACUCGAACUUAUCGUUAUCUGGGGGCUCAGUGCCUUGAGAAACACGGCUCGGACAUACAUACCUGCGCAGCACUUGCGCUUAACGUCAUCCCGUCUGGGAUACCUAUAGCCAUGAAAAAGUUCUGGAACCGGACCGGGGAGGAGACCAACCCGGGGUCGAGUCCGGGUCGGGCGUCCUCGGAGGACGCCCGGCCGGACGAGCACACACGCCUCCUGCCGAAUCGCGUCGAUAGCACCCCCUACCUCUCGCCCGACGACCCUGCCGUGUCGCCGUACAAUCUCUGGACCGUCCGUCUCGUCCGCUGGAUCACGGUCGCGCUGACCUGCGUCACCUUCGCCUGGUGGGUCCUGAUGGUGGUGACGAUCUUCAUCACGCCACCCGGCCUCCAUGUCCGGGGCUCGCCCUUCUUCUCCUUCAGCUACGCUUCGUUUGCGCUUCUCACCCUGAUCGUCUCGCUGCUGUUCUUCUCGGCGCCCAGCAAGCUGGCGAGGAUCCUCAGCAUCGUCAACGCGGCCGUGCUUCUCGUCGACGCCACCCUGAUCCUGGUGGUUCCAGGGCUGCGGCACGCCGAGAUCUGGGUCGGGGUAGCCAGCGUCCUCUGGGCGGCGCUCAUGGCGCUGUGGUUCGUCACCGUCGACCGCACGGUGCAGUGGGGCAAGGCCGAGGAGGAAGAACGCCUGACCGGCCGCCCGGAGAGCAGGCGCACGGUGACGGAGUGGCUGGAGGUCACGCUCUCAACCGUCCUGCUGGCCGUCCUGGCAUGCGUCGUGGUGCUCAUGACGCUGACCCUGAUGCUGCGCGCGAUCGACUCCGGCCUGGCGCCACCCGGCAAGCGAUAUUGGGUCGACAAUGACCGGUACCAGAUCCAUGUGUAUUGCCGCGGCAACAAGACCGACGCGGCUGGGGCCAAGACGACGACGGUCCUCCUCGAAGGUGGUGAGGACCCGGUAGAGCGUGGUUUGUGCCAAUUGGCCGAGAACGCAGUCAAGAACGGGUCGAUUAGCCGGUUCUGCUUCGCCGACCGUCCAGGCAUGGCGUGGAGCGAUGCUGCGCCGUCGCCUUUCUCUGCCAGCAUCGCCUCGGACGCCCUGAGUGAGGCAUUACUUCGAGCCGGAGAAGAGGGCCCCUGGGUUCUCGCGAGUGCUGGGAUUGGCUCCUUGUACUCGCGUGUCUUUAGCUCGCGCCAUGGCGACGACGUUCGCGGCAUCCUGAUGAUCGACCCCCUUCAUGAGGAUUUACUCUCGCGAGUCGGGACCCCUGGGCGCGGGUUUGCCCUCUGGAUCCGAGGCGUCAUUUCACCCGGUGGAAUCGACCGCCUCCUGGGUGCUCUUCUCGGGGGUAGACGGUCUGCCGAUCGAGUUUGGGGCCGUUCUUCAUAUCAGUCAGGGACGACCAUCUUCGCCAAACUCCAAGAGAGUCUCGUGGCCGAAUCGCUCACGAAGAGAGAUGUGGUAUCGAGCCGGGCGAUCCAAAAUAGAGAAACACCACUCGUAUUGAUCAGUUCAGGCCAACAAAUGAAGAAGGACAGGAGCUGGGAGGAAAAGGUUUGUGAUCACGCAGCCCACCCACUAGCUUUGGCUAACGCGACGUAGCAACGCGAUCUCAGCCAUCUCACAGCAAACCUGGUGGACUGGGUGGUUAUCGACGA